Magallana angulata is the source of this 1586-nucleotide messenger RNA. RefSeq names its product T-cell acute lymphocytic leukemia protein 1-like. Lineage: Eukaryota; Metazoa; Mollusca; Bivalvia; Ostreida; Ostreidae. The transcript has 3 exons. The record is from RefSeq and is a predicted model, not a curated record. Gene Ontology annotation, molecular function: RNA polymerase II cis-regulatory region sequence-specific DNA binding; DNA-binding transcription factor activity, RNA polymerase II-specific; protein dimerization activity. Bases 330 to 989 code for a protein of 219 amino acids. Gene Ontology annotation, biological process: regulation of transcription by RNA polymerase II.
CAAGAUUAGACUUAACCAUCGAAGGAGAAGAGGAAGUUACAUCGUGAUAUCUGGAUCACGUGGUAUACCUUGUCCCCAAUGAUCGCUGGCUUCCGUAUUUCGGCGAAGAAAACGUUAAAUGGAUGACAUAGUUGUAUUGUCCGUAAACUUUGACUUGGGAACUGAGAGAGGACGAAAAUAGGGACACUUACGUAUGGACCCUCUUCAAUGUAGGACACGCCCCCUCCAGUAUAUAUUAUCCUCCUCAGCAAUUUUAACAGCGGUAACUGGCAAAUAUCACCUGGAGCGACACGUAAUAUGCCACUUUCCUCACUGUGGCGCUGAAAACAAUGUCGGCGGAGUACAGAGGCUGCACCACUUCCGUUGAAACGCCCCCUGUUUGUUUCGGUGACGUGUUGUGUCCGAGUGUAUGUAAACUUACAGAAUCUAGAAGUUCUACAAAGAGUUUGUCAUGUGACUUCGACGAGACUUUGAUGAAAGAAUGCGAUGACAGCGACGAUAAUGUGUUUUAUGACGUAAAACCAAAAGACUCUGGUUACAUUUGCCUACAAAGCAUCCCUCUCUUACCGUCCAGAACAUCGUAUUGUAGUUCCUCCUCGGACGGGUUCCCCCAAGAUGGACCUCUAGAUCUCAGACAACGACGGUCAAGUUCUACCCAGGGGAAGGACAGCGAAAACGAACCAGUCUCUAUACAGAAACUACGUCACAAAAGAAUGUUUACCAAUAGUCGGGAACGCUGGCGGCAACAGAACGUCAAUGGCGCGUUUGCGGAUCUUCGUAAACUCGUUCCGACGCACCCGCCAGAUAAAAAACUCAGCAAACACGAAAUUCUACGUUGUACUAUACGCUAUAUCAGACUUUUAGAGAACGUUUUAGAAUAUCAGAGUCACGGUGACGUUAAACGUGUGAAAACAGAACAGGAAGUUAGUGAGGAUUGGAACAGAGUUUACGAGGAAUCGUCCGAUGAUGAAAGUCUGCAUUCAGCGUAAUACAUUCUGUGUGUGGUGGUUUUUGUUGUAGUUUUCUUUAAAGGGGGUGGGAAGCAUUGCAUAGUCUUCAAAGAUAAUUACAAAAUAAAUGCAUCAGGCUGAUUUUGAUGAGCUUGACUACUAGUAUUUGCAAAGAUAUGUGUGCGUACGUUGUUGUUUAUUUGUUUGGGUUUUCUUUAAUAUAUACACUGUAUAUAUUAUAGUCCAUACAUAUUUAAUAAGCACGGCAUUGGAUUUAUUAUUAACGAAAUUUCAGCGUUAUAGAUCUAAAGGUCUGAACAUGGUGGUGUUUACUGAAGAAAUUCAUCAUCAUUUUUCUUCCUGUAAAUUCCUAAGUCGAACGUUUGGAUUUUGGGCAAUGCAUGAAAAAGUAUUAGUCUCCUCUGUUUAUUUUCAUGUUAAGAGGGAUGGAUGGUCGUGUCUAUUUUAAAACCAUAUUAAUCUCUUUGCAAAGAAGAGCUUUAAACUAAUAUAAAGGAAAUUUCAAAGAUUUCAAAGUUAAAGUAUUUGGAAUUUUUCUGCACUUUAUAAUAGUUUAUGAUUAAAUGAUUAAAAUGAAAUGAAAAUGUACUAUUUAAUAAACAUAUCUGAAACAUU